Apis laboriosa (Himalayan honeybee) is the source of this 1188-nucleotide messenger RNA. It is a transcript of the gene PGAP5, whose product is annotated as metallophosphoesterase 1. Gene Ontology annotation, molecular function: hydrolase activity. Gene Ontology annotation, biological process: GPI anchor biosynthetic process. The transcript is spliced from 9 exons. Lineage: Eukaryota; Metazoa; Arthropoda; Insecta; Hymenoptera; Apidae. The record is from RefSeq and is a predicted model, not a curated record. The coding region runs from base 171 to 1172 and encodes 333 amino acids.
AAGAGCACCCAAUAAUCUGUAUUGUGACAUGUUUUAGAAUAUUGAAAUACCCUAUUCUAGAAAACAACGUUAAUUACACAUGGAAGAUUGUACAGAAAUGAAAUACCGAUUACUACGCAUGCGUAUAAUUAUAGUGUACAUGGCCUAUUUUGGAACCACAUAAAAUCGAUAUGACUAUUACUCAACUCAAACCAGAAGAAACUCCUGUACAUGCAAUGUUUAUAGCAGAUACUCAUUUAUUAGGUUCUAAACAUGGACAUUGGUUUGAUAAAUUAAGAAGAGAAUGGCAAAUGUAUAGAGCAUUUCAAACUAUGAUUACACUUCAUAAACCAGAUAUAAUUUUUAUAUUAGGUGAUUUAUUCGAUGAAGGACAAUGGAGUAGUUCUGCAGAAUUUGAUCAAUAUGUACAAAGAUUUCAUUCAUUAUUUUCAGUACCUAAACAUACUCAUCUUUAUGUUGUUGCUGGAAAUCAUGAUAUUGGAUUUCAUUAUGGAAUUACACCAUAUUUAAAUCAACGAUUUGUAAAUGGUUUAAAGUCACCAAGUGUAAAAAGAGUUAGUAUUAGAGGAAAUCAUUUUGUUUUAAUUAAUAGUAUGGCACUGGAAGGAGAUGGAUGUUUUUUAUGUCGUCCUACAGAAAUUGCAUUAAAUAAAAUUGCUACACAUUUAAAAUGUGCAAAAAAUACAGGAAAUAAUUGUAACAAAGAUAAUGUAAUUUCAAGAUAUAGUAGACCAAUUAUUUUACAGCAUUUUCCAAUGUAUCGCGAAUCUGAUGAAAUUUGCAAUGAACUUGAUCAAGCACCAGAUGAAAUAAAAGAUAUCAAGUUUAGAGAACGAUGGGAAUGUUUAUCAAAAGAAGCAUCUGAACAACUUUUAGAUAUAUUGAAUCCAAGACUUAUUAUUAAUGGACACACCCAUCAUGGUUGUAGAAGAAUACAUAGGAAAGAUAUAUUAGAAUUUACAAUAUCAUCUUUUAGUUGGCGUAAUAAAGAUAAUCCUUCACUAUUAUUGGGUGUAUUUACUCCCAAUAAUUAUUCUGUAUCAAAAUGUUAUAUGCCUGUAGAAUCUACAGAGAUCAAAAUUUAUAUUAUUAGUAUAAUGUGCAUUUUCAUAUAUUUUAUUAUAAAAUGUAAACUAAAACAAAAUCGAUAUUAUCUUUUAAAAUUUCAUUAAAAAUAUAUUGCUAUAU